AUGCGGCGCGAGACGGAGGAGAGCUCCUUCCAGCAGCGGUCGCUGGAAGGGGACGGUGACGCCGCGGCGGGAGUCCUGCCGCUGCUUUCCAAGACGCCGGACGUCGGCCCCAUCCCGGAGUCACCGACCUUCGUGUUGCCCAAGCUGAGCCGGCGAAACCACUUUGCAGCGGCCAGCGACGAUGAGGAGGAUGAUGGCUACAAGAGCUCUGACGAGGCGACGCUACGCGACGAUCACACGGGUGGGGUUGUUAAUGUCAGUCUUAGUUGUAGUAGUGUCAUCAACACCGUGUUUGCUGAGCCCCUGCAGAGAGGUGCGUCGGGCGCCAACCAUGACGACGGUGGCGGUGGCGAAGCGCGGCCGCCGCAGAGUGAGAACAGUACCUGCGUAGAUGCAAGAAAGCGGUGGUCAGGCAGCUUGCGGGCAACGCACCUCUUAGGCGAUGACGACGAUUACUACGACUACGUUAGUGCGGAGGCGGCAACCCGCGGCAGGAUAAACGCGGUGCGGACCGACACUGACAGUGUCACGACGACGACGGCAUUUGCCCGGGACGAGACGAUUUCGGCUGGCGAAACACAGAGGCACCCGGAGCAUGGGCCUGAGGACAGCAGCACGAAGGAGUUAUCGUCAUCGCGGGAGGGCCUAGUGGGCAGCGGCCUGUGCGCCGACCUUCACCCGCUUCCCAAGUACAACAGUGAUGGCUUCGUUGAGCCCUCGGGGCGGUCGCCGCAGAAGCAGCAGCAGUUUAAGAAAAUUAGGAAAAAUUGGGCUCGUCUUUUUCAGCCGGAAGCUUCUGGGAGGGAAGCCGGAGGAGGUGGUGAGGUACGUCGCCGGCGCGUCGUGAAUGCGCGUCCGACGACGGCGUCUGGCGUGUUGGGGGCCGGUGGGACCGGGGCGACGACGGUGCGGGUUGAUAACGUCCUGGAGCCAGUUAUCAACAUCGCAGGGUCUGUCGGCGGCCACCAUCUGGCCAUCGUGGAGGGUGGGGUGUUUAUGAAGGAGUCAUGCUCGAAGCGCGAGGAACGCUUCUACGAGAUGUUGAAGCCCGUUCAGGAAUACGUCUGGCGCCAUCGAGAGCUGCUAGACGCGUACUACUACAGUACAUCCUCCUCCUCCUCCGCCUCCGCCUCCACCUCCACCUCCACCUCCUCCGCCUCCUCCGCCUCCUCCGCUUCGGACGGCAGCAGUGAGGUUGCGGAGGUCGGUGGGGGCGAUCAGCGCGGUGACAGCGGGGAAGGCGACGGCAGCCAAAGUUUGGAGCAGAAGGCCUCCGUCCCGGUGCACUGGGACAUGUGGUGGUGGUGCCGGCGCCGCGGCUCCCUUUCCACGGCGCGCAGUGGACGCGGCAUGCGGGCCGGUGGUGGUGGCGUGAGCGGCGCCUUUGGCAUCGGGGGUGAGGGCCCGCGGGGCACGAACACGGCAGCGGCAGUGCGCGGGGGGCGACAUUGGGAUGUGCUUGUCCCACUCGUCCCAUUUACUCCGCGGUACCUCGGCCGUCGCUGCGUGUGGCUUGAGGGCGAUCCGUGUAGGAGCAAAGGCGGGGAGCCUGCCUUCCCCCCCGCCACCGAGCAGGGUGAGGGCAAAUUUGCCACCAGUCAGGCCGAGGCAACGGCAACAGCAACGUCAACGGCAAUGGCAAGCGAAAAUGAAAAGAAGCUUCGGCAGAUGAUAGUGCUGGAGGAUUUGUGCAACGGCUUUGUCCGCCCCUGCAUUCUUGACAUAAAGAUGGGGAGUCGCCAGUACGGGAUGAAUCCGCCCGAGGCGAAGCUGCACAGCAAGGUGCGCAAGGCAGCGUUGUCGACCUCGAUGCAGCACGGGGUGCGGCUGGCGGGGAUGAAGCAGUGGUGUCCCGAUACGCAGCAGUACGAGACACAGUCAAAGAUGGCGGGGCGAAAGAUGACGCUAGAGGAGCUGCGAGAGACGAUCUUGCGUUUCAUGCAAUAUAGCAAACGCCUCCGGCACAACUUUUGCAAGCAGCUGCGGCGGCUGCGGUUGGCUUUCAUGCAACAAGACGUCUUUCGCUUCUUCACCUCUUCGCUGCUGUUUGUGUACGACGCCGACCGGCCGCUGCUCUCCUCGCGGAUCGUGAUGGUGGAUUUUGCCUUCACGUACGAGCGGGAGGAGCUGCAGCGCGGCGGCGACCCCGAGGCUGCGUACGAGCGGGACGAUGGGUAUAUCAAGGCCCUUGACACGCUGCUUGACAUACUCGCCUGA
Molecule: messenger RNA, 2217 nt
Organism: Trypanosoma rangeli
Lineage: Eukaryota; Euglenozoa; Kinetoplastea; Trypanosomatida; Trypanosomatidae
Product: inositol polyphosphate kinase-like protein
Exons: 1
Coding region: 1-2217 (738 amino acids)
Biological process (GO): phosphatidylinositol phosphate biosynthetic process; inositol phosphate biosynthetic process
Cellular component (GO): nucleus; cytoplasm
Molecular function (GO): inositol hexakisphosphate kinase activity
Source: RefSeq, a predicted model, not a curated record